CUUUAAAUAUGAAAGUGAAGGCCGUGAUAAGGUAGGUUUUAACUCCGAUCCCCGUUUCUUUCCUAAUUAUUUUCGAGUAUUGUGGGGCAUAUUCAACCUGAGAUAUAGCAGAGGAAGCCUAGUAAGAGUAGAAUAAACCCUGAGCAAUAUGUGUUUCCUCAUCAUAAGAGUACAAGUUCUCUUUCAGGAGUUGGGGUGAGCAAUCUCGCAAAUGCAAAGAGUAUAUCGACCCUCUCACCAGCAAUGAGUGGAUUCUAUCAAUUACAAAAUUUCAAACAGUUAGCAAAAUUUAAUAAAUUGUCUGGGAAAGUCUCUUCUAAAGGGAAGGUUACCUCUAAGAGAAAAAGUGGGAAGUUCAAGAGUAUAUCAAAGGGAUUUGAAGAAAAUAAUUACAAAACCAGCAAGAAUAAAGGCAGUAAUGAAAGACAAGGGCUUAAAAUAGCUUCAAGGAACACUUUCUUGGCGAAACUAGCAGAUCAGCAUAAUAAUAGCUCACUUGAAGAGUAUAAUAUGAAGGGCAAGAUGUCGGCGGCUAAGAUGAUUGGUCACAGAAGAGAAAAUACAAAGAAUGCUCAUUUGUCGAUCGGGAAUUAUGUACCCAAUCUGGAAGAUAAUAGCUCAUCCCCAAUAGCUAAGAAACCUAAAUAUACCCGGAAUAAAUUGAAGAAAUAUGCAACUAAUCUUGGGUUAGGAUCAUCACGAAAUAAUGCAAGUGGGGGUAUACUUGCAAAUGGUUCAAUUCCUAAAACUUAUAAAAGAAGUAUGAAGGAGAGUCAAAAAGUUGAAGAGAAGAAAAAGCUGAAAUCAACCCUCAAUUACAAGUCUAAUAGAAGGUUGUCUAAUAAAUCAGAGAUUGGAUUGAAAGGGAGUAAUGGACAAAGUUCAGAUUUUGGCUUCUGCCAAACCACCACAGCCAUAGACAAAUUCAAGAUGAAGAGUUUUGAAAAACCAUCUAAGGCAAAUAUGAUGUUUAUGAGUAAUAAUAACCAUAUAAUGACUGUGAAAAAUCAAAGAUGUCAGAUUGAAGGAAUAUUUAAUUCUGGGAGAAAGAAGGGAGCUUCUAAUAGAAAAUAUAUCAAUAACUAUCAAGGAAUCGCUUCAAAUGAUUGAAAUGACCUUCUUUCAACUACAACUGACCGUAUCGAGUCAAAUAGGACUAUAAAGAAUAGAGGUGGACUAAAUGCAGAAAGUCAUAGAGAUAUCCAAGAGAGGAAAGCUCUUCAGAAAAUUCAAGAGACGCUUGAAAGGGAAUAUAAAUUUUACCAAGUUUCAAUUAAGACGAAGGAUCAGUCCCAAGAGAAGGUCCCUGAAAUUCUCUUGCGAGAUGCCUCAAACGAUACAAUUAAGAAGUUAUGCAAGAUAUAUCCUCAAUUCUCUACUAUCCUGGCACAGAUUGGGAACUGAUAUAACGACUGUAUUGAUACAGCCAUUUCUGAUUUUGAAAUGAAAGAUCAGGAGAUAAAGAAAUGGAGAAAAGAAGCCAUGGACUUGAACAAGAAAAUAGGAGAGUUUAUCAGACAAUCUGACACUAAAGAUCAGAAAAUAGUUGAUCUCUCUAAAGAGAUCACUAAACUUAAAAGACAGCACAGAGAUAGUGAGAUUCAAGUACGAAGACUUGAAGAAUAUGCUCAAGAAAUGCAGUCUAAGGCCCAUUCACUUUUUGGGAGGUAUGACCAAGAGAAGGUUCUUACAGAAAUAAAGCAGCUUAUAAAGGAAAAUGAGGAUGUCAAGUGCAUUGCAAGGGAGCUUAAGAGCGAAAUCGAGUACGGCAAGCAAAGAGAGAACAAGUUGAUGUACUUCUUGUUUCUCAUGCAGCAGAAAAAUUACCCAGUGUUUGAUAUCUUUGAAAAGCAUAUUAAAGAUCUUCCCACAUCCAGGUUCUCAACCAAUCUGGAUGACAAGUUUAAGGAGAUUUAUAUUGAACAGAAGAAAAAGAUGAAGGAAAUGGGGCUCAUUGGCGACUUUGACUUUGCUUGCACUGCUAGGGCUCAAAAAUUAGGAAAGCUAGACAAGCAAACGGAAAUGUCAAUAUUUAGUGAAGAAAGUUUCGAGCCCAUAAAUGGUGGCCCUGCUCCUCUGGUGUCGAAACCACUGAACGUGCCAGCUUUAGACUUUGGCUUAAUGAACGAGAACCUUGCAAAGGAAAGAAUGAAAACGAAAAAUAAAGAAAAUAAGAAGAAAAAGAGGAAACUAGGAGGAUCUGAUCCUGGAAGGCUUAGCCAGAGUGAGCAUGGCUCUUCCCUUUUUAAAAACAUGGUAGACGAGAUUGACCACAACAAGUAUGGAAGAAAUUUAGAAUACUUUGAGGAUGAAGAAGAAUAUAAACAAGGCAUGAAAAAUUACCCCCAGAAUUACGACUGUAGAGUAAAUAGCGACGAAGAGAGCAGCCCUUGAAGCUGAUCUUACUGCCUCAGAAAGGAAGGUAGCAAAGGAGGUCUUGAGGAAUUGAUAAAGAGAAAUGAUCUUGAGCCAGAUUCUGAUGAGUCACUGAGUUUCCAUAGCUCGAUUCUACACGAAAAUAAAGGUGAUAAGUAUAAGAAUAUCAGAGAAAUAAGGAGGCUCUAUGAAGUUAUGAAGGAUCCAGAGGAUGCUUAAAGAAGCAAACAAUAAUUUAGAUAAA
Molecule: messenger RNA, 2620 nt
Organism: Moneuplotes crassus
Lineage: Eukaryota; Ciliophora; Spirotrichea; Euplotida; Euplotidae
Source: the annotation of a GenBank genome assembly